CAUCGGUAUUAGCUGUCAAAACUUCAAAAAAUAAUCUGUCAUUUUGUUUCUGUUUUCACGGUUCUCCGUUUUAAAAAUAAAUCUGUUUUAAUCCCGUGUGUGUGAAGUGAUAAUUUUGUAAAAAAUGGCCCUGUUCCCUGGAGCGGUGGCCUUCGACGAGUAUGGCCGUCCAUUUAUAAUCCUAAAAGAUCAGGAUAGACAAAAAAGGCUUACCGGCAUAGAUGCUUUGAAGUCACACAUAUCAGCAGCUCGUCAAAUUGCCAGCACCCUGCGUACAUCGCUCGGUCCUCGUGGCCUGGAUAAGUUGAUGGUGUCAUCUGAUGGUGAGGUGACAGUCACUAAUGAUGGUGCCACCAUCCUUGACUUAAUGGAUGUAGAGCAUCAGAUUGGAAAACUACUUGUUCAGUUGGCUAAGAGUCAGGACAAUGAGAUUGGUGAUGGAACUACUGGAGUUGUUGUGCUUGCUGGUGCAUUGCUGGAACAUGCGUCAAACCUAUUGGACAAAGGUAUCCACCCAAUCCGAAUUGCGGACGGGUUCGAAAUGGCCGCGGCCACAGCUCUCGCCCACCUCGACAGCAUUAGUGAGGCAUUCCCUGUAAACAAAAGCAGCCGGGAGAAUCUGAUCAAGGUUGCCAUGACAACACUCGGCAGCAAAGUUGUUGUCAAGUGUCACCGAUUGAUGGCAGAAAUGGCUGUUGAUGCGGUAUUAGCUGUGGCCGAUUUGGAAGCCCGCGAUGUCAACUUUGAACUGAUCAAGGUUGAGGGCAAAGUUGGUGGUCGCAUGGAGGACUCGAAGCUCGUGCGCGGUGUCGUCAUUGAUAAGACCAUGAGCCAUCCCCAGAUGCCUAAAGUGCUGAAGGAUGUAAAACUAGCUAUCCUGGCCUGUCCAUUCGAGCCGCCGAAGCCAAAGACUAAGAACAAGCUACUUGUAGGCUCAGUGGAGGAUUACCAUGAACUCAGAAAGUAUGAACAGGACAAGUUCUUGGAGAUUGUUCGUAUGGUGAAGAACGCAGGAGCAACACUCGCUAUUUGCCAAUGGGGCUUCGAUGACGAGGCGAACCACCUCCUGCUGGCCGAGGGUCUACCGGCCGUUCGGUGGGUGGGCGGCCCCGAGAUGGAGCUCAUAGCUAUUGCCACGGGAGGCAGGAUCGUGCCCAGGUUCGAGGAGCUCACGCCAGACAAGCUUGGCACGUGCGGUCUUGUCAGGGAACUCACAUUCGGCACAUCGAAGGAAGAGAUGUUAGUAAUCGAGGAGUGCUCCAACUCUCGCGCCGUGACCUUGCUCAUGCGUGGAGGCAACCGCAUGAUCGUGGCGGAAGCCAAACGUUCCGUGCACGACGCGCUGUGUAUCGUGCGCAGUCUCGUACAGGACUCGCGCGUGGUGUACGGUGGCGGCGCGGCGGAGGUGUCUUGCUCGCUGGCGGUAGCGCGCGCGGCCGACAAGCUGUCGUCGCUGGACCAAUACGCCUACAGGGCCUUCGCCGACGCGCUCGAAGCCAUACCGCUCGCGCUCGCUGAGAAUAGUGGUCUAUCACCAAUCGACUCAUUAUCAGAGAUUAAGGCGCGGCAAGUGGCCGAGAACAAUCCUAACUUGGGUAUUGACUGCAUGGGCAACGACUCAAAUGACAUGAAAGUGCUGAAUGUGAUCGAGUCGCUGCACUCUAAGAAGCAACAGAUCGCGCUCGCCACGCAGCUCGUUAAGAUGAUCCUCAAGAUCGACGACGUGCGCUCGCCCGCCGACUCCAUCGAAUAACAUUACUUACUUCUCUACUCACAUUACUUAACGUUGAGAUGACAAUGUGCCGCGCUUUCAACAGUAUAGGUAAUUAAUGAAAUGAGUUGUUUGUGUAUAGUAAGAAGCGAUUUAUUGACGGCUACAGUGUCCCAUUUACGUGCUGAAAGUCAUUUUGUCAUAUUGAUAAUGCUACAGAGUGUGUUAUGUAAGGUAUUUACUGUCAUACUAUACACACUGAUAUUCGUUUCGCUAUUGCUAUACUCAUAGCUUUAUUUAUUCUGUUUAGUUACUACCGCCUGCGCCAUGAAAGUGUAGACAUAGAUGAAUAUAUUUGAUACUUAAUACAAAUGUAUAGAGAGGAAUUAUACACAAUUUAAUAAAUUCAUAUAAUAAAAAUAAACGUAGUAAAGCAGGACGCUAGAAGUAAAUAUUAAGUUACACAUACAGUAACUAUAAUAUGAAUUAUAUUAUUGUUAGUAAAAUAACCUUUCAUUAGCUUCAUGGUGCUGGACACACAAAUAUGCUUCACCUAGUCUGGUUUUAUUCUAUAUGUUAUGUAUACUCCACUCUUCAACAUUUUGAGUAUUAUUUUGUAUUGCGAGGUUUCACUCAUUUAUCAUUAUUACGUACACAAACUCCAAAGAUGUACCUAAAAGGGUGAGAUUUUUUCGUAUCACAACACAACAUAGUAAGCUAGAAAUUUUAGUUGAUAUUCGUAAAUUUAGUUUGGUAUCAAUGUGCAUUUAGAAAACAUUUAGUCCUCUGCUGGGUUCAUAAUUUCCUCGGUAUUUCACCAAUGUUGUUUAUUAGUCAAUAUGACAAUUGCAAAUAUAUUAAUUUCUAUUGUUAACAUCUUGUUAUGCUAUUUCAUUAAAAGUAAACUGUCACGUUAUUAGAAUAAAGUUUAUUUUGUUCUGUUUGGUGGCGCAGGCUUUAGUCCAGAAACCCAGUGAUGCGCGGUGAUUAAAGGCGUUUAUAUAAAAUGCAUUUUGGUGAGGCCGAGUCGCGUCACGUGCGUGAACGAGUGUACUAAAUGUGAUGAAUGCCUUAUUGCACUAAUAAAUUAAUAUGCUAAUUUAA
Manduca sexta (tobacco hornworm) is the source of this 2815-nucleotide messenger RNA. RefSeq names its product T-complex protein 1 subunit epsilon (gene CCT5). The coding region runs from base 125 to 1753 and encodes 542 amino acids. The record is from RefSeq and is a predicted model, not a curated record. NCBI's taxonomy places the organism in Eukaryota, Metazoa, Arthropoda, Insecta, Lepidoptera, Sphingidae. The transcript is spliced from 10 exons. Gene Ontology annotation, biological process: protein folding. Gene Ontology annotation, cellular component: chaperonin-containing T-complex. Gene Ontology annotation, molecular function: ATP-dependent protein folding chaperone; ATP binding; ATP hydrolysis activity.